Helianthus annuus (common sunflower) is the source of this 3453-nucleotide messenger RNA. Its product is annotated as kinesin-like protein KIN-12F. The record is from RefSeq and is a predicted model, not a curated record. The coding region runs from base 116 to 3238 and encodes 1040 amino acids. Gene Ontology annotation, biological process: microtubule-based movement. The transcript has 16 exons. Gene Ontology annotation, molecular function: microtubule binding; ATP binding; microtubule motor activity. Lineage: Eukaryota; Viridiplantae; Streptophyta; Magnoliopsida; Asterales; Asteraceae.
ACAACAAACCAAUUUUCAAAUUCAAACCCUAACGCUCUCCCAAUCUGCUUCUAACACGCACACACACAGUGAAAUCAAUUUCAUCAAUUCAAUCCGAUCCGAUCUGAUCGCAAUUAUGAAGUCCUUCUCAGAGAUCUCGCGAAACAGAUCAUCCGGAAGUCUUUCGAUCUCGUCAAUUCGAAACCUAAUUCCGAGAUCUGGAGCUGUGAAGAACAAAAUUAGUUCAGGUUCAAACCCUAAGAUAUUGCGAUUUAACGCUGAAAAUGUUCCGCCUGAGGAUGUGAAUGUUACGGUUAAUGAAUCGCGUUCGGUUGUGAAGGAAUCGAAGAGAAACGUCGCCCAUUUGGAGACUCGGCAGCAUGAAGAGGUGCCGUUUGCUGCAGAUCCGCAUGUGAAGGUUAUAGCGAGGAUUAGACCUCCUAAUUCUCAGGAAAGAGAGGAUUAUACGGUUCGGAAAGUUUCUGAUAAUUCGGUAGCCGUAGGGGAUCGGAAGUUUACUGUGGAUGCGGUCAUCGAUUCGAAAUCUAGCCAGGAGGAUGUGUUUCAGUUGGUUGGUGUUUCCAUGGUUAAGAGUGCAAUGGCAGGUUACAACACUUCUAUGGUGGCUUAUGGACAGACUGGUAGUGGAAAAAGUUACACGUUGUGGGGUCCACCUGGUGCGAUGGUUGAAGAUCGAUCAGCCAGUGGUGAUCUGGGAAUUGUUCCGCGCAUCUUCCAGACGCUGUUUGCUGAAAUCGAAAGAGAACAAGAGCAAACAGAAGGUAAACAGAUAAAUUAUCAGUGCCGCUGUUCUUUCCUCGAGAUAUACAAUGAACAAAUUGGGGAUUUGCUUGAUCCAACCCAAAGAAACCUAGAGAUUAAAGAUGAUGCUAAACAUGGGUUUUAUGUUGAGAAUCUGACUGAGGAAUACGUGACGGGAUUUGGAGAUGUUACUCAAAUUCUGAGCAAGGGCCUCUCCAAUAGAAAAGUUGGAGCAACAAGCAUAAACACCACAAGUUCAAGAUCUCAUAUUGUGUUUACAUGUGUCAUUGAGUCUUGGUGCAAGGACUCAAAGAAUUUAGGUAGUUCAAGAACAAGCAGGAUUACACUUGUGGAUCUUGCUGUAUCCGAGAAGAACAGAAUCAACGAUGCUGGUAGAGAGUGUGUCAAAGAAGGCGAAUUUGUAAAAAAGUCCAUAUCAGAACUUGGAAAUUUGGUUAAUAUCCUUGCUGGUACAAACCGGUCUGGAGAAUCUAAAGACAUCCCAUACAACAAUUCGUGUUUGACUCAUUUGCUGAGGGAAUCACUUGGAGGCAACUCAAAGCUUACUGUUAUAUGUACCAUCUCCCCAGAUGACAAGUGUUCUGCUGAAACUAUCAGCACACUCAGAUUCGGACAUCGCGCAAAACUUAUGCACAAUAAUCCGGUAGUAAACAAAUUAACAGAAGAUGAUGUCAAUGAUCUCAGUGAUCAAAUUCGUACACUGAAGGAAGAGCUAAUACGAGCAAAAACAGAUCCUAGUUAUAAAAAUGGAAGUGUACGUCAAAGCUUAAAUCAGUUAACAGUGAGUCUUAAUCGUUCACUGAUCUUCCCAAAAUUUGACACUGAUUUGAAAGAAGAAGUGGAUGUUGACGAACAUGAUGUUAAAGAUUUACAACUUAAGUUUGAUAUGUUACAUAGUUCUUCUGAUGAUGAAUUUCAAGAAACCUCUGAAACUAGAGGCACAAGGUUUUUCUCUACGGGCGGUUGUGAGGGUGACGUGGCAGGUGAACAAUAUGCCAGCUGUCAAGAAGAUAGUGAAAAUGAAGAAACUUCUUCAGAAGAACCUGAAACUGAUGCAUUUGAUGAUCCUACAUUAUCAGAAUCCCCAAAAUUUGGUCAUGUCAUGCAAAAAAGUGUGGUUCUUUGUCAAGAUAAUGCAGCCCGGGAAUCAUUAAAGAUGUUUGCGGGUCCCACUGGAUCACUGGCGGCUAGUCUUCAAAGAGGAAUGGAGAUCAUCGACAACCACCAAAGGAGCUCGGUUUUUAACAGAUCCUUGGUUGCGUUGUCGUUUGAUCAUUUGGCUACAAACACAAAUGAUGGGUCUACAACAAAGAGCAAAUAUAUCUGUUCAAAUUGCCAGCAAAGAGGGUCUAAUGAUGUUGAUGAAAGCUUUAAGACAUGGGUUGUUGGAAAGCAUAAUCCAGGAAAUUCCAAUGAAGUUGCUGCAGAAAACAUUAAGAAAGUGAAAGAUCUUGAAACUCUUUGCAUGCAACAAGCAGCAGAGAUCGAGAAGCUGAAUGAUCUGGUAUUGCAAUACAAACAAGAGAGAGAAGGUGAAACAUCGCUGCUUGAUGAGCUAAGAAAUGGCAACACUUCAAGUUACAGCCAAUCAAAGACUUUCGACGAUACCGAAAAGGAAUCACUGCUCCAAGAAAUCAAAUCUUUAAGAACCAAACUCCAAUCACCUUCAAACAAAUCCAUCGACAUGUUAAGAUCAUCACUCCACUUGAGAAAAACCAGCACAACCCAUACCGAAGACUUCCAAACCGAAAGAUGGACAGAAAUGGAAAGCGAGUGGAUCUGUUUAACCGACGAGUUAAGAGCCGACCUGGAAGCCAGCCGACAUCAUUCUGAAAAACUCGAAACAGAACUAGAGUCAGAGAAAAAACAUACAGAAGAACUAGAUGAUGCACUCAUGAGAUCUAUUGACAGUCAUGGUAAGAUGGUGGAACAUUAUGCAGAUUUACAAGAGAAGUAUACGGAAUUGGAACAGAAGCAUAGGUUGAUACUAGAAGGGAUUGCAGAGGUGAAACGGGCGGCUGCGAAGGCUGGAGCGAAGGGUCAUGGGAAGCGGUUUUCGAAGUCGUUGGCGGCUGAGCUGUCGGUUUUGAGAGUUGAGAGGGAGAAGGAGAGGGAGAUGUUGAAGAAGGAGAAUAGGAGUUUGAAGAUUCAGCUUAGGGAUACUGUGGAAGCAGUUCAUGCUGCUGGUGAGUUGCUUGUUAGGUUGAGAGAGGCUGAGGAAGCAGCAGCGGUUGCACAGGAAAACUAUGCAAACAUUCAGGAAGAAAGCGAUAAACUAAAGAAGAAAAUAGAAAAACAAAAAAGAAAACACCAAUUGGAGAUGGUCACAAUGAAACAAUAUCUUGCUGAGGACAGAUUGCCUGAAUCUGCAUUACGACCUUUCUAUAGGGAAGACUCGAAUGUCAAUGAAAAUGAUGAUGUUGAUGAUGAAGCUUGGAGGGCUGAAUUUGGAGCAAUAUAUCAAGACCAUUUUUAAGUCUUGCAAGCUAUUCUUUGUUAGUUAAAUUCUUAUUUAUUGUGUUUUUAAGGUUGCUUUUGUUCUUGUCAUCUAGAGAACCACCAGUAGUGGUUUCUUGAUGACAAGAGUUGGUGUUUUUAUUAAAAUUUUUUAAAUCUUAAAAAUGUAUUUGACCACAUAGAAUAACAUAUAAAGUAUUUGUUGGAAAUAUAUAUUUAUGUUUUAUUGACCGA